Messenger RNA from Amaranthus tricolor (Joseph's coat), 2550 nucleotides. RefSeq names its product protein NUCLEAR FUSION DEFECTIVE 4-like. The record is from RefSeq and is a predicted model, not a curated record. Bases 313 to 2046 code for a protein of 577 amino acids. The transcript is spliced from 3 exons. Lineage: Eukaryota; Viridiplantae; Streptophyta; Magnoliopsida; Caryophyllales; Amaranthaceae. Gene Ontology annotation, cellular component: membrane.
UCCAUUAGCUUCCACUUUGGUCCUCUCACUCCUUAGUCCCUCAUCUCACUAUCCAAUCAAUCCACACCAUGUUUUGCAGAACUAUCAAAAUAAAUAAACACAAAAAAAAGGAGCCCACUCAAAUUAUAACACCCAUUAUCAAAACUCAACUUCCAGACUCUUCCUUCUUUAUAAAUGCCAAUGGACUACACAUUACAACACCCCGCACUGGUAAUCGACCCGUAAGGCGACAUCCGCCAUCUUCCCACAAAUCUCGAACAAGCUGCACCAGAACCAACACCAGAACCAGCACACAGAUAGUAUUAAACAUCGAUGGCCGGACAAUCACGAAAAUGGGUAAUAUUAGUAGCGACAAUAUGGUUGCAAGCAUUUACCGGCACUAAUUUUGAUUUCUCGGCGUAUUCAUCGGAAAUGAAAGCGUUGUUAGGGAUCAGUCAAGUGCAACUAAAUUACUUAGCAGUUGCGUCCGAUUUAGGGAAAGUGUUUGGAUGGUCAUCUGGAUUAGCGUUGAUGUGUUUGCCUUUGUGGCUUGUUACGUUCAUAGCUGCUUUUAUGGGUUUGGUUGGUUAUGGUUGUCAAUGGCUUGUUAUUCGUGGCUUAUUUUCUCCCCCGUAUUUUGUGGUAUUUCUCCUAUGCUUAUUAGCAGGAUGCAGCAUCUGUUGGUUCAAUACUGUAUGUUUUGUCCUCUGCAUUAAGAACUUUCCUGCAAACCGAGCUCUUGCACUCUCCCUUACAGUAAGUUUCAAUGGUGUAAGUGCCGCGCUCUACACCUUAGCAGCUAACGCAAUCAACCCAUCUUCACAUUCACUCUACCUUUUCUUAAAUGCUGUUGUUCCCUUAUUAACUUCCCUCAUUGGAUUGAUCCCAAUUCUUAGACAACCCGAACUUGAACCUCUUCCACCUGAUGCUGUCCAAAGGGACUCCUUCAUUUUCUGCUUCCUUAACAUUUGGGCUAUCAUGACAGGCUUUUACCUUCUUUUCCUUUCUUCAUCUACUAAUGAUAGUAUGACAUCUUCACGCCUUCUCUUUGGAGGUGCGAUUUUCCUUCUUUUCUUUCCUCUAUGCAUUCCUGGCAUUGUCUAUGCUCGGGAAUGGUUCAAACAGAUUCACUCAAGCUUCCACAUUAAUGGGUCGAGUUUCCUUUUGAUUGAUGACGAUGAUCUAGAGCUUCAUAAGGAAGUGUCAAUUCGAGAGGGUAGUUAUAUUAGUGGUAGUAUUUCUUUCCCCGAAAAUUGGGAUCCCAGUCAUAUUACUGGAUCCUCUUAUAGCUUCAGUGCACUUACUGACGGGAAGAGUGAAAUUUCAUGUGGUGCAUUAAUCAAAAAAGAUCAAUUGGUAAUGCUUGGGGAAGAACAUUCAGCAUCAGAUCUUGUUCGUAGGGUGGAUUUCUGGCUUUACUAUAUUGCUUACUUUUGUGGAGGUACAAUUGGGUUGGUUUAUAGUAAUAACUUAGGACAGAUUGCUCAGUCUCUUGGGCAGAGUUCUAGCACAACGACCCUCAUAACUCUCUAUUCAUCGUUUUCCUUCUUUGGCCGUUUACUUUCAGCUACACCAGAUUACAUUCGUGCGAAACUGUACUUCGCGAGGACAGGAUGGCUAACAAUUGCACUUAUACCAACCCCAAUUGCUUUCUUCCUGCUGACAGGAUCAGGAAGUGCACUGGCACUCCAAGCAGGAACAGCAUUGAUAGGACUUAGCUCGGGUUUCAUAUUCGCAGCAGCUGUCUCCAUAACAUCUGAGCUUUUCGGGCCUCUAAGUGUAGGAGUCAACCACAAUAUCUUGAUCACAAACAUCCCUAUUGGUUCUUUACUUUACGGUUUCUUAGCUGCAGUCGUUUAUGAUUCGAAUGCUGGAUAUACAUCUCAAGGUAUCUCAAUGGUUACUGAUACUGUGGUUUGUAUGGGGAGAAACUGCUAUUUUGGGACCUUUGUGUGGUGGGGAUGCAUCUCCAUUGUUGGGCUAUUUUCGUGCUUUCUUUUGUUCUUGCGAACGAGGCAUGCUUAUCAACGGUUUGAACGUGAUCGAAUUUCUUACCAAUUGGAUUAGAAAACUAUUGAGUUAUCUGCUGAUAUUGUAUAUGUUUUGGGGGGCAGAAAUAACUGGUCAUCGAGUUUGCAAAACAUUGACAUGUUGGAUGUUAGAUGCACAAAGAGGAAUUUCAAGAAAUAUUUUCUUAACAUCUAAUCUAAUAUUGCAUGCAUAUUAUAAAUAUGCAUUAUCAAAUAUAGAAGAAUAUCAUAACAUUGAAACGUGCCAUCCACUUUAUAUAAUCGAGUAUGUACUUCACUGAAUGGAGAAGAAUGAACGUCAAUCGACGUUCCUUUAUUAUUGGUCCACUAAGUACCGAUUGGAUCACAAUGCAAACUAGUACGAAACAUGUAUUUUUCUUAUUAUUUCCGGGGUGUAUAAAUGGUGGAUGUAGAGAAUGCAAUUUUGUUAUGAAAAAUGUCAAUGAACAUGACAUAAAUGAUUGUAUAAGCAAAUGCAUCUGUGUCACUACAUUUGUAUUUCUUAAGUAACAUAAUGAAGAUAAAUGUACUUUUACCUGCA